Cololabis saira (Pacific saury) is the source of this 518-nucleotide messenger RNA. Its product is annotated as E3 ubiquitin-protein ligase HUWE1-like. The record is from RefSeq and is a predicted model, not a curated record. NCBI's taxonomy places the organism in Eukaryota, Metazoa, Chordata, Actinopteri, Beloniformes, Belonidae. The transcript has 4 exons. Bases 193 to 474 code for a protein of 93 amino acids.
UUAAUCUGUCAUAACACACUUGGAAGAUCAGGCGUUAAACGGGCCCGGUGAGGUGAUCCGAGGACGGAGAACCACUGCUGAUAACCGGAUUCAUACUUAAAAGUUGAUUUCACUCCUGAACUUUGUCUUUUGACUCAAUCAGGAGAAGAUGAAGGUGUGUGUGUGAGCUUAUGUGGACGUGAAUUCAGCAGAAUGGACCAGUGUGAGGAUGGAGAGGAGGGAGUCCCUCCCUCUAAAACCUCUCUGUGUGGGGAACAUGAGAGUCGGAGCAAAGCUCAGAGUAAUCAACCUGGACCUGGACCUGGACCUGGACCUGGACCUGGACCUGGACCUGGACCUGGACCUGGACCCAGCUGUGUGUCCUUGAAGAGCGACUGGUCAAUUGGCAGGAUUAUUACGUUUACAGGAGACCAACGUUCUGCUGUAAAGAGAAAAGAGACUCUCUUGAACAUGAACCCAGCUGUGUGUCCUUGAAGAGUGUCAAGUCAAUGGAAUAUGUUAUUACCCUUAAAAGAGAC